AUGGGAGAUGAGGAGGAAGAAGAAGAGGAUGCGCCUCAAGAAGAUGCUUGGAAAUUCUCCAGACUACAUAACCAAAACCAGAUCGAUGUAGACAACACGACUAGAACAUUUCGAGAAUAUGGAGAUGGUUCCGAUGAAGAAGCUAAUAAGAAGCAUCUUGGAA
Molecule: messenger RNA, 163 nt
Organism: Sphenostylis stenocarpa
Lineage: Eukaryota; Viridiplantae; Streptophyta; Magnoliopsida; Fabales; Fabaceae
Source: the annotation of a GenBank genome assembly